Cydia pomonella (codling moth) is the source of this 546-nucleotide messenger RNA. RefSeq lists its product as uncharacterized. The coding region runs from base 1 to 546 and encodes 181 amino acids. The transcript has 2 exons. The record is from RefSeq and is a predicted model, not a curated record. NCBI's taxonomy places the organism in Eukaryota, Metazoa, Arthropoda, Insecta, Lepidoptera, Tortricidae.
AUGCGUCACCGGCGUAAAUAUCUGCUGUUUGCGGGCGUUCCGGAGGUUUCGGGCGAAAAUGUGGCCGAGACAAUUUCCGCCAUAUGUCAGGACAGACUGCAGCUUGCGGAGGCUUCGUCGUCAUCCUUCUCCGUGUGCCACAGGCUUGGUGCUGCUACCGCGGGGCGUACUCGCGUUAUUUUGGUGCGCUUCAAAGAUGCGAUUUGGAGGAAGAAGACUGCACUUAAGGGAUCCUCUGUUGUUGUAUCGGAGUACUUGACACGUGAUCGUCAAGCCGUAUUUCUCGAAGCCCGUAAGCAUUACGGCAUGCGUAGCGUCUGGACGUUGGAAGGUACUAUUUUCGUCAAGGUGUCGGCCGGUAAGACGCGUCGGGUGGUUACGGCGGAGCAGCUGCGUAAGCUGGUCAGCGAGUGCCCACCUGCCGUCCCACAACAAGCUGCAACGACCAGUGGCACGGCUACUGGCCUUGAUAAUGAUAAGGCUUCAAAGAACUCCAGCGACACGAUGACUCGUAGUGCGAGGCGAGCCAAAACAAAUUUGAAAUAA